This is a messenger RNA of Talpa occidentalis (Iberian mole), 573 nucleotides long. Its product is annotated as myelin P2 protein. Gene Ontology annotation, molecular function: fatty acid binding. The transcript has 4 exons. Lineage: Eukaryota; Metazoa; Chordata; Mammalia; Eulipotyphla; Talpidae. Gene Ontology annotation, cellular component: cytosol; myelin sheath; nucleus. Gene Ontology annotation, biological process: membrane organization; fatty acid transport. Bases 47 to 445 code for a protein of 132 amino acids. The record is from RefSeq and is a predicted model, not a curated record.
GUUUCCUGACUCCAACCAGAACUGUGUUGAAUUUUCAUCCAUCAGAAUGAACAACAAAUUUCUGGGCACCUGGAAACUUGUCUCUAGUGAGCACUUUGAUGAUUAUAUGAAGGCUCUGGGUGUGGGUUUAGCAACCAGAAAGCUGGGAAAUUUGGCCAAACCCACUGUGAUCAUCAGCAAGAAAGGGGAUAUUAUAACUAUAAGAACUGAAAGUACCUUUAAAAAUACAGAGAUCUCCUUCAAGUUAGGCCAGGAAUUUGAAGAAACCACAGCUGACAAUAGGAAAACAAAGACCACUGUGACCUUGGCAAGGGGUUCAUUGAAUCAAGUGCAGAAAUGGGAUGGCAAAGAAACAACAAUAAAGAGAAUGUUGAUGGAUGGGAAAAUGGUAGUGGAAUGUAAGAUGAAGGGUGUGGUCUGCACCAGGAUUUAUGAGAAGGUCUAAGAAAAUCAGUUCCUUGUUGAAAUGAUAUAUGGUCAACUGACGUUGGAAAUCAACUAUUUCCAUUCGCAAAGCCUGACUACACUGAAGUUUGCUUGUUUUUGCUUUCCUCUAAAUAGAUUAAAUUUGCA